UUACCUCUCUCUCUCGUUCAUCUUCUCUCUCACUCUUCUUCUCAAGCCUUUCCACCGCCGAGUGCCGAUCCCUCGCUCAACGGCACCGCCUCUAACUCUAUCUCUCUCACGCAGAAUGUCAGAAAUCAAGGCAGUGGUUGGCCUAUCAUGGGAACCAAAGUUGCCCAAUUUGUCAUCUGCAAAGGGCUUUGCUUCUAAUGCUACAACAACUCAUAAAAAUCAGCCUGAAAGCAGUGUAGUUUGGAAACCCAGUUCAGAGCUUGUUGAUGGGCUUUUUGUUCCACCAAAUGACCCUAAGAAGUUAAACAGGAUACUCAGAAAACAAAUCAAAGAUACUGCUGGGCAUAAUUGGUUUGACAUGCCCGCACCAACCAUCACCCCUGAGCUCCAAAAAGAUCUUCAAUUGCUUAAGUUGAGGAAUGUGAUGGAUCCAAAAAGGCAUUACAAGAAGGGUGAAUCAAAGUCAAACAAGUAUUUCCAGGUGGGAACAAUCAUAGAGUCUCCACUAGAUUUCUUUGAUGGUAGAUUAACAAAGAAAGAAAGGAAGACAUCUCUUGCAGCCGAGCUGCUCUCUGAUCGCACUCUUGGAGCUUACAGGAAGCGCAAGGUUCGCGAAAUAGAAGAGAAAAAUCAACCUGGCGGGAAUAAUAAAUGGAAGAUAAAAGGAAAACACCCGAAAAACCGAGCAAACCAAAGAAGACAUUGAUUUUUAUUUUUCUUCUUUCUUUGUAAACUGAUUCCAUUAUUGAAGAUGCAACUAAACUGUGUGUGUCUAUGUUUCGUGUUUAGAUUUUAGAUCACCAAAGUUCCAACAUUUUUGUUCUGAUGAAAAUGUAAUAUUAUAAUGUUAACUAAGCUAAUAGUAUUAUUUGUUCCUUUCAAGUAAAAGUAUGAUAUAGUUAUCAUGCAUUAUAUUAUAUGAGAUAAAAUGACUUGUAGUUUUGUUAA
Molecule: messenger RNA, 948 nt
Organism: Cannabis sativa
Lineage: Eukaryota; Viridiplantae; Streptophyta; Magnoliopsida; Rosales; Cannabaceae
Product: rRNA-processing protein fcf2-like
Exons: 6
Coding region: 116-706 (196 amino acids)
Biological process (GO): RNA processing
Cellular component (GO): nucleolus
Molecular function (GO): RNA binding
Source: RefSeq, a predicted model, not a curated record